Messenger RNA from Westerdykella ornata, 968 nucleotides. Its product is annotated as charged multivesicular body protein-like protein 6. The record is from RefSeq and is a predicted model, not a curated record. The coding region runs from base 129 to 764 and encodes 211 amino acids. The transcript has 3 exons. Gene Ontology annotation, biological process: vesicle budding from membrane; late endosome to vacuole transport via multivesicular body sorting pathway. Lineage: Eukaryota; Fungi; Ascomycota; Dothideomycetes; Pleosporales; Sporormiaceae. Gene Ontology annotation, cellular component: ESCRT III complex; multivesicular body.
GCUGGCUGACGCACGGAUCUCCCGCGAUCAAGGCAUCAUGCCCGCAGUUGACCAAGUCCGCCAGACUUCAGCCUCGGAAUGUCGCCGGAGGUCAUUCCCACACGCUUCAUGGCGCAGUUGAGGUCGACAUGGGGAAUUCUAGUAGUACGAAUAAGAUAACGCCCCGAGACAAGGCAAUUCUGGACCUGAAAGUCCAGCGUGACCAGCUGGAAAAGUACCAGAAGCGCAUAUCCGUCAUAACCAACCGUGAGAAGGAGAUUGCAAAGGAAUGCCUACGGCGGGGUGACGAGCGGUCCGCAAAGCUAGCAUUGCGACGGAAGAAAUACCAGGAGAGCCUGUUGGAGAAGACGGAUGCGCAGUUGGCACAGUUGCAGAUACUCACCAGCGAUGUCGAGUUCGCGCUGGUACAGAAGGAUGUGCUUUUUGGUAUACAGCAAGGCACGCAGGUCCUGAAGGAGAUUCACAGGGAGAUGGGCGGCAUCGAGAAUGUCGAGAAGCUACUGGGUGAGAGUGAAGAGGCAAGAGCUUAUCAAGAGGAAAUCAGCGAGCUACUAGCGAAUAAGAUGUCCAACCAGGACGAGGAUGAAGUAGAAGAUGAGCUGGAGGCCCUGGAAGCCGAAGUAUCAGGCGUCAAGCUACCUGAAGCACCCGGAAACCGGAUCGACUUAACUGAAGAGCAGAAAGCAGCGCGGGCAAAGGAACGUGCAAGACGAAGGGCACAGGAGCGGGCUGCUGGCCAGGCCGCUGAACCCAUGGCGGCAUGAACUUGCAUUUCCGGCGUUUACUCCUCCUGUAGAGCCUUUACAGCGAGGCUCUGGAGGACAUUUGAUGUUGUUCGGUGUCUGCCAUGAUGACAACCGUCAGGCUAGCAUCUUGAUAUCAGGAAUCUAGACCUUACUAUAGGUCAAAGAAGCAUACUUGUUAAUCCACCCACAGACACCACGUUUCGGCAUGUGACGCGCAAUUCA